AUGACAGACGCGCCAGAGAAGCCGCAGGUGACAACUGCAGCUGCUGCCGCCUCCGACGACACCACCAAAGCUGCGCCCACGUCCCCAGCACGGAGCGAUAAGAGCAGCGAUAGCGAAGGAAAGAAUGUUAGGGAAAAGCUCAAGGACACACAGAUCGAUGCGCAGGCCACAUCGGAUCCCGUCCCGAGUUCCGAUCGGCCCAUGAACGACGCACCCAACGGCAGCGUUAAAGCUGGCGAACACAGCGCUUCUGGCUCAGACAGCGAGCGCGGACGGUUACGACGCAAGCGCAGCCGGGAAGACUUUGAAGAGGAAGCCGAAGCGGACAAGCACCCAGAAAAGAAGGUUGAGCGACAUGCGCGCAAGAGGUCAAGGGACAUCACAGCCGACCUGGAGGCUGGUGUGCCCGGAAAGCCUUCUCCAAGUACUAUCUCAAGUAUCCAAGAGAACGACGGGGACGAGCAGAUGACAUCGCCCAACAAGAACACAUCCACGACCACUGCGGCCGAUAAGACCCCAGGAGCCGGAACAAGCCCCAAAAACAAGCGCACACGCGAUCAAGUCGAGAAGGAUACAGAUGCUAGCGCAGAAGCGGCGGAAGACGCCUCGGCAAAUGGCAAACCUGCAGAAAAGUCGGCAGGCGAGGAGCGAGACACCAAGCGGUUACGAGACAAGAAAGCAGCCGAUUCAACAACGGACACAACAGAGUCGAAGACCAAGAUACCGCCAGGCAGUGGGUUUGCCAACACUUCCGCCGCAUCGCCUUUUGCCGCUAUGGCAGCCAAACCUCAACCGCCGAAGACUUCCGAUAAGGCCGAAUCAUUACCUCAAACGUCGGACGAAAAGUUCAAGUCAUCUGGCUUCGGCGGCUUUGCAACCUCAGCUGCGUCUCCAUUCGGGGGCCUUGCUGGUUCUAAACCAAGUUCUAGCUCGCCUUUCGGUGGGGCAAGCGCGGCCAAACUGUCCUCUUUCGCAGGAAGCGCAGCCUCCUCAACGCCAUCAAGUGGUGGCUUCGGAGCACUGGGAAGCUCUGGUACAUCCGGGUUUGGAGGCAGCUCUUUUGGUGGAUCGCUGGGUGGGGGCUUUGGAGGCUUCGGCGGAGCCAAGCCCGUAGGCUCUUUCGCUGCUCCUGGUGGCAGUUUGGAGAUUAAGGGUCUCAAGGAGAAAGAGAAGCCUUUUGGUGCUGCUGCAAUCGGCGAGCCUUCUGAUGAUGAAGAGGGCGACGACGACGAAGACCCAGAAAAGAACGCAGACAAGGAAGAGCGACAAUCAAGUCAGCCGCUCCUCUCGCAACAACGUAAGCCAAUCACCGCCACCUCAUGUCAUCCUGUUAACCUUCCUGAAGCACACGAGACUGGUGAAGAAGGCGAAGAGACCAUCUGGGCCGGCCGCGCAAAGCUUUACAACAUGUCUGGCGAAGGUUCAAAUAGAGGGUGGAAAGAGCGUGGCGUGGGAACAUUCAAGUUCAACAUCACGGUCGAUGAACCCAAGAAGGCUCGCUUUGUCCUCCGUGCUGAAGGUACCCACCGACUGCUGCUAAAUGCUGCCGUCACAAAGAGCUUGGUAUUUGGAGGCGAUGCACAGGGUGACAAGCCGAAGGAUACCCGGUUGCUCUUCAAUUCGCCUAAUCUGGAGGGUGAAUUGGAGAUGCACCUACUCAAGCUGAAAGCCGAAAACGCAAAGCAGCUCUGGGAGGAGGUCACUAGGGUAAAAGAAGAGCAGCUAUAG
Alternaria viburni is the source of this 1728-nucleotide messenger RNA. RefSeq lists its product as uncharacterized. The record is from RefSeq and is a predicted model, not a curated record. Gene Ontology annotation, biological process: protein import into nucleus. Gene Ontology annotation, molecular function: GTPase activator activity. The transcript is spliced from 3 exons. Lineage: Eukaryota; Fungi; Ascomycota; Dothideomycetes; Pleosporales; Pleosporaceae. Gene Ontology annotation, cellular component: cytoplasm; nuclear pore. The coding region runs from base 1 to 1728 and encodes 575 amino acids.